Molecule: messenger RNA, 606 nt
Organism: Paramecium pentaurelia
Lineage: Eukaryota; Ciliophora; Oligohymenophorea; Peniculida; Parameciidae
Source: the annotation of a GenBank genome assembly
AUGAGUAAAUAAGAAGAGGACUCAAAAUUACAAUUAAUAGAAUCAGCAUUUGAAUGCAAUAUAUGUUUAGAAAUAGCAACAGAACCAAUUCUAACAAACUGUGGACAUCUAUUUUGUUGGCCUUGUAUAUAUAGUGUAUUUAUAAUAUUAAUAAUGUAAUUAGUGGCUUAAUUCAAAUCAAGAGUUUCUAACUUGUCCUGUUUGCAAGAAUGGUUGUUCUAAGAAUUCUUUAAUUCCUUUAUAUUCUAAGGAUGAAACUAAAACUAAGUAUUUUCUAUUAAUUAAACUAGCAAACCACGUGAUCCUAACAUUCCUCCAAGACCUAAACCAGGUAGAAAUGAUCCUGUUAGAAAUACUAAUCAGGUAGGCUAAAAUAACUUAGCUAAUGGUGCCAUGAUUGCGGGUUAUGGAUUAUUUCCAUCUCUUUUUAAUCUAAUUUGUAUUAAAGAUGGUGAUAUAGAAAAAGAUGAAAGACAUGAGAGUAACUAAUACUUAUGAUCUAUUUUAGAUGAAGCAACUGUUGAAAUAGAAAAUGUAAGAAAACUUAAGGCUAUACUAUUUUUGUUAAUAUUAUGCUUAAUAUUGAUGAUUGUGUUCUACUUUUGA